This is a messenger RNA of Uranotaenia lowii, 838 nucleotides long. RefSeq names its product glutathione S-transferase 1-like. Gene Ontology annotation, molecular function: glutathione transferase activity. Bases 59 to 730 code for a protein of 223 amino acids. Gene Ontology annotation, biological process: glutathione metabolic process. The record is from RefSeq and is a predicted model, not a curated record. NCBI's taxonomy places the organism in Eukaryota, Metazoa, Arthropoda, Insecta, Diptera, Culicidae. The transcript has 3 exons.
GUUAUUGCUAUCCUUAGCUUGGGUUUUCCUUCAAUCGCGAAAAAAAAAUCUUGAAAUAAUGGCAAAAGUUGUCCUGUAUACCACCAAAGUGAGCCCUCCGGGACGUUCCGUUGAGCUCACCGCCAAAGUGUUGGGUCUGGAGCUGGAAGUAAGGCCGUUAAAUUUGAUUGCCGGGGAACAUUUGGAUCCGGAAUUCGUUAAGCUGAACCCUCAGCAUACCGUGCCGUUGAUAAUCGAUGAGGAUGGGACCAUCGUUCGCGAUAGUCACGCAAUAAACAUUUAUCUGUCCCAAAAGUAUGGAGACGGAUCGCUCUAUCCGCAGGACAUCGUAACGCAAUCGAAGAUAAAUGCCGCCCUUCAUUUCGAUUCUGGGGUACUUUUCGCAAGGCUUCGUUUCUAUUUGGAACCAGUCCUUUUCACCAAGUCCACGGACACGCCGCAGGAGAAAAUUGAUUACAUACAUAAAGCCUAUCAGCUGCUUAACGAUACGAUUGUCGAUAAGUACAUCGUCGGAAACCGGAUGACGUUGGCGGAUCUGAGCUGCAUUACCAGUAUUGCUUCGAUGCAUGCCGUGUUUCCGGUUGAUGCCGGUCAGUAUCCGAACUUGGGCCGCUGGAUGGCCCAGAUGGCUGCCUUGCCGUAUUAUAAACGCAUCAACCAGGACGGUGCUGAGGAUUUGGCUGCGUUUUUUCAUGCCAAGCUGGCUGCAAAUCAGAAGGAAGUGGAGUAAAAUAUUCCUGAUCAUGGUAAAGGAUAUCACCACAGCGUGGCAAUGAAGCACAUAAGUUUGAAGUUUAAACAGCACCGAUUGCCGUUGAAUAAAGUUUUUUAAAUGCAA